Molecule: messenger RNA, 2749 nt
Organism: Phycodurus eques (leafy seadragon)
Lineage: Eukaryota; Metazoa; Chordata; Actinopteri; Syngnathiformes; Syngnathidae
Product: nascent polypeptide-associated complex subunit alpha, muscle-specific form-like
Exons: 2
Coding region: 166-1536 (456 amino acids)
Biological process (GO): regulation of DNA-templated transcription
Cellular component (GO): nucleus
Molecular function (GO): DNA binding; transcription coregulator activity
Source: RefSeq, a predicted model, not a curated record
GCGACACCAAAUUUAUUACUGCCGUCACAGCGAUAAUAUUUGGCGCAUUUUUGGGGUUCUCCGUCGACAACAAUUUCAUGCGAGAUUUUGUGCGGAAUCAUUUCAAAGGCAUCACGGGGACAGUUUAAAGAUGUCGAUUUAACCGAAGGGGUCCGUGCAAGCGGCAUGGAAGAAGAACUGAAAGCGGUUGAAGAAGCGCAAGGCAACGUUCCGAGCCAGCCGGAGUCCAGCGACGACAUUCGUGACAAGGUUUUGGUGAAAAGGGGCAGGGGAAGACCCAAAGGUUCCAAGAAGCCGCAGAUCAGCGUUCCCGACGUCAACCUCAUGGAGCUCGUUUCAGGCAUUGCCAACAGCGGCCCCGCGCUGGGCUUUGAGAACGCGAGCGGCGGCGACGAUCACGUGCCCAAAAAGAGGGGUCGGCCAAAGGGCUCCGGCAGCAAGCGCGUGGCGGAAAAGGCGGCCGACAACAUCGGCUCAGACACGCCCAAAAGGGGAAGGGGACGCCCCAAAGGAUCCGGCAAGCGAAAGGUGGAGCACAUCACGAGCGAGGAAGAGAGCGACGAGACGGGGCAGACCGACGGCGCUUUAAAAAAGGCGCCCCGAAUCGAGUUAGGCGACGGCGACAACAACUCUCCCAACGGCAUCGCCGCCCCGCGGGGCAGAGGAAGGCCGAGAAAGAGCAGCGCAGAGCGGCGCCCGGCGCCCACCUUGGACGGCCCCAAAAGAGGGCGAGGCCGACCAAAAGGCUCCGUCAACAAGAAGCCACCCAUGUCUUUGGCGCUCUUUCAAGCGGGACGCCCUCGAAGAAAGCAGAUCCCGCCCUCUAGGCUGGUCAUACGUCUCCCCGGAAAGAAAGGGAAGCGCGGGAGACCCAGGAAAGUACCCUCCGGAAGAGGCCGUCCCAGGAAGUACCCUCUGCCGCCCUCUGAGGACUCCAAAAACAGAGUGUGGAAGCCUCUGGGGAGGCCGAGGAAGCAUCCCAUCGCUGGUGCCGCGGGGGGAGCCCCGGUCGUCCGUCGGGGCAGAGGCCGGCCGCGCAAGUCGGAGGCUUUAAAGCGUCCCGGCGCCUCGUACGACGGACCCCCGCGUAAAAGAGGCCGUCCUAGAAAGCACCCCUCCGAGCCCGCUAAGCCCAAAGUGUGGAAGCCCCUCGGCAGGCCCAGGAAGUAUCCUCUGGUGGAUCCCCCGGAGGGAGCCCCUGCACCCCCCCGCCGCACGCCCGGUCGACCACGCAAGUCCCACUCCAAACGUGGCGCCCACCUGCGCAACCCCGCACCCUCGCCGCGCCCCCCGGGGCGCCCUAGAUUGACGGAGGAGGGCGUACCGCGUAAAAGGGGGCGUCCCAAAAACUCCGGCAACAAGAAUAAAGUCCAAAACGAGGCCCAGCCGGACGGCGCCCCCUGGAACCAUUCCGCCGGCGCCAGAGAGGAGCGCAACGACGGGGAGGCGGAGCAACGUGAAGAUGCCGCCCCACCCCAGCAGCGGGAAGACAACAACAACACCGCCACGGAGGAGGGGGGGGCCGCCCAGGAGUGACAUCGCAAGCGCUUGAUGAACAAUCCAUCAAGGUGUUACACUUGUAGGCAACAUUGUAGUCUGGUAAGUUAGAUAACCUUCUACCGACUAACCGUCUUUUCUUUUUCAUCAUGUCUUACUAGAAACUCUUCUACUUUGUUUUUUGUUUUUUUAAGACUUCUUAUUGCUCCACUUUAGUUCUUGCGGGGAGUUUCUAGUUUUUAGCGUGACACCGCUCGAUUCAGGCGUUUCGGCUCCAUGGCGAUCAGGAGGAAGUAGAAUAGUGAGAAAAAAACAUGCGUAGAAGUCUUUGUAAUCUUUGCCUUUUUUAAGACCCAGAAAAAGAUGAAGUCAACGCUAACUUGUAUGUUAGCAUUGAUUUUAAAAAUGGGAAAAAACAAAACAAAACAAAAAUUCCCCUACCAGCACACGUCUUGCUUUUAGCCCUCUAAUGACUGUAAAAUGUUAGUGUUCACACUUGGGAAACAUAUUGGUGAUUUUCGGCCCCCUGCGAACACGCCUACAAUGUAAUACUUCACUGUGUAAUUUGUUGAAUUCCUCAUAAAAAAAUAUCAUACUGUGUUAAAUGUUUCUGUGCUUUUUAUUUCUCCAUAGUUUUGUAGUCUGGUGGAUAACAUGAUGUAAUGCUUGAUAGUCCAUGUUAUUGCCGUCUUAUUUCAAUUCAGUUUUGUUUUUGUUUUUUCCCCCCCCCCAUUGAUAGCCAAAGCUUUGAAUGUACCUCCUUUUUAAAAAAAAUUAUUUUAUUCUUUUUAAAAAAAAAAAAAUUCCGGGUUUUAGUCUCAUGUAUUGCUUGACAAAAAAUAAAAUAAAAAAAAUAAUAAUAAAAAAAACAGAGCUAUGUCUCAAACGCCUUCCUGCCAUCAAGAUUUCUUCCUUUCUAUUUGGACUUUUACCCACCCCAGCCUACCCUUCAUUUUUUUUUCAAGUCGCAUUAGUGUGGUCUCUCCUUCCUCUAUCCUUGACAAGUAGCUGUUAAAUAUUUUUCAUACUGUUAUGAUGAUUUUAUUUUAUUUUUUUAUUCAUUGUUGGGUAACCACGUUAAAAAAAGAUUUAAAAUGGCCAAUCAUGUUUCUCUAUCACAUGUAAACAUUUUGAUGAAAAAAAAAUUCAAUUCAAGCCAAUAAAGUGAAGCUAUUUGGAUUUUUGUGUUUUUGACAAGAAGCCAAUUUGUAAGAUAUGCUCUUGAAAUAAAAUGUUGACCUUGUUGUUUUUA